ACAUAUCUACGUCAGAUUGCAACGUCACGUCAUUCAAACAAAAACAUUACUUUCACUGCACAACACGUCUUUUCCAAAAAAAUGGAAGAAAACCAAACAAGUAAACUUCGACGAGUUGUAAAAUAUCGUCGAUGGCAUUGUUCAAUGUGUGAUAUAUUUACUAAUUCCUAUAACCAGUUUAAUCAACACCUCGAGGGAGUUGGACAUCGGCACAAAAUAAUGAGCAGAAGUAAUAAGAGUGACAUCAAACAUGAAGAACCUGAAUGUGAUAUUGGGUUCUAUAUUUUAGCAUUUAUUCAAGUGAUUAUAACGUCCUUUUUAUUAUUUUAUGUAUUAAUUAAGUUUUGUAAUUAAUAUAAAAUUGUUACUAAUCUACAUAUGCAGCAAUUAUCAUUAAGGAUGCCUUAAAUUUCGCGCCACAAUUUUAAUUGGCGGAGAAGUCGUCCCCAAGCGUUCACGGCUUCUAUGCGCACGAACGAACGCGCAGAACAAUGAGGUAGCAGCCAUUUUAUGUCGGUGCCCAAGAAAAACAUAAUUCGAAUGGCCAAUCUUAACAAAAUUGUGUAAUUAGUGCUCUAAUUUAUGUGUUUCUGCACACGCCACUAUUUAUAGGUGUUUCGUUACUUAACAGGUGGUGGUUGAGGAUGGGGCUCACAACAGGUCGCCAUUAGUUUCCCGGCACACUGGGGCGUGGGCGUCGGGGGAGUGGCGCGGGGCGUGGGGGUCCCCGUGCCGCCCCCCGGCGACCUACUCGCCACAAUAUCCAUGUUCGAACAGCAGAUCAAGGCAGAGCCUAUGAGUUUUUACCAACAUCCCCACGUGAACACUGGCCCCCCGACAAUAGUCCGCUCCGAUUCGAGCCAUGGUAUCAUCAGCUUGAACCCUCACCACCAGGAAGACUCAAAGGACAGCCUCUCAAUGCAGCAGCAAGUGCAGCACCAGCAGGAUCUGCUGGAGCAGCAUCAGCAGCAGGAGUUGCAGCACGAUGAUGAAGUUGACAAUUUGAGCUUCAAAGGCAUGGAAGAUGAAGGUGUUGAAAUGGAUAUGGAUGGGCGGCAGUGUUCUCAGCAGGGUAUGGGAGUUGACAUGGGAUCAGUACAAACAAAAAUGGAAGUCUCAAACGGACAAGGCAUACCCCGAUCAAAGCCACAAGCGUGCAAGGUAUGCGGCAAGGUCCUGUCAUCAGCUUCGUCGUAUUACGUCCACAUGAAGCUUCAUUCAGGGAAUAAACCCUUCCAGUGCACGGUGUGCGACGCGGCGUUCUGCCGCAAGCCGUACCUCGAAGUGCACAUGCGCACGCACACCGGCGAGCGGCCGUUCCAGUGCGACCUUUGCCUCAAGCGCUUCACGCAGAAGUCCAGCCUCAACACGCACAAACGCGUCCACACCGAUGAGCACAUGCGAGCUCUGAUGGUGAAGGAGCGGCCCUACAAGUGUGAGCUCUGUCAGAUGCGCUUCACGCAGAGCUCCAGCCUCAACCGACACAAGAAAAUACACACGGAGGAGCACAGACGAGCCCUGUUAGAGAAAGUGCGGCCGUACCAGUGCCACAUCUGUUUUAUGCGCUUCACUCAGAAGUCCAGCCUGGGCCGACACGGAAAGAUACACACCGAGGAGCACAUCCAAUCGCUGAUCAACAAAGUGCGCCCCUAUCAGUGCGACAUCUGUGACAAGCGGUUCACGCAGAAGUCCAGCCUUGGCACUCAUAAGCGUAUACACACCGGCGAGCGGCCCUUCCAGUGCACCGUCUGCCUCAAGUCCUUCACGCAGAAGUGCGCGCUCAAUUUGCACGAAAAGAUACAUACGGUGCAAGGGCGACCUUACACGUGCGGGCAAUGCCCCGCGGCGUUCGCCCGCCGCCCCUACCUGGACAUUCACAUGCGCACGCAUACAGGCGAGCGGCCCUAUCAGUGCGACGCGUGUCUCAAGCGCUUCACGCAGAAGUCCAGCCUCAAUAUCCAUAAACGGACGCACACAGUCCAGGGCAGACCGUUCCAGUGCCUGUCGUGCCCCGCCGCCUUCACCUGCAAGCAAUACUUGGAGAUACACACGCGCACGCACACCGGCGAGCGACCUUAUCAGUGCGACAUCUGCCUCAAGCGCUUCACGCAGAAGUCCAGUCUGAACAUCCACAAGCGGACGCACUCAGUGCAGGGCCGGCCCUUCCAGUGCCUGCAGUGCCCAGCCGCCUUCACGUGCAAGCAGUACCUCGAGAUACACAACCGCACGCACACCGGCGAGCGGCCCUACCAGUGCGACGUCUGCCUCAAGAGAUUCGCGCAAAAGUCCACUCUAAACAUACACAAACGAACGCACACAGUGCAAGGGCGGCCGUAUCAGUGCAUGGAGUGCCCGGCGGCGUUCACUUGCAAGCCGUACCUGGAAAUACACAUGCGCACGCACACAGGCGAGCGCCCCUUCGAGUGCGAUGUGUGUUACAAACGCUUCACGCAGAAAUCUACCCUCAACAUCCACAAGCGAAUCCACACCGGGGAACGUCCUUACGCAUGUGAUAUUUGCCAAAAACGGUUCGCUGUGAAGAGCUAUGUGACAGCGCACAGGUGGUCUCACGUGGCGGACAAGCCGCUCAACUGCGAGCGCUGCUCCAUGACGUUCACGUCGAAGGCGCAGUUCGCGCUGCACAUCCGCACGCACUCCAGCGGGCCGUGCUACGAGUGCAGCGUGUGCGGACGCACCUUCGUGCGCGACAGCUACCUCAUACGGUGACGAGCUUCUAUUGCUAACAAAUGA
Bicyclus anynana (squinting bush brown) is the source of this 2751-nucleotide messenger RNA. Its product is annotated as zinc finger protein OZF. Gene Ontology annotation, biological process: regulation of transcription by RNA polymerase II. Gene Ontology annotation, molecular function: RNA polymerase II cis-regulatory region sequence-specific DNA binding; DNA-binding transcription activator activity, RNA polymerase II-specific. The transcript has 17 exons. The record is from RefSeq and is a predicted model, not a curated record. The coding region runs from base 766 to 2727 and encodes 653 amino acids. Gene Ontology annotation, cellular component: nucleus. NCBI's taxonomy places the organism in Eukaryota, Metazoa, Arthropoda, Insecta, Lepidoptera, Nymphalidae.